Molecule: messenger RNA, 20102 nt
Organism: Rhopilema esculentum
Lineage: Eukaryota; Metazoa; Cnidaria; Scyphozoa; Rhizostomeae; Rhizostomatidae
Source: RefSeq, a predicted model, not a curated record
UUUUAAGAGUUUCGUAACUUUAUUUAUUUAUUUUUUUGAAUAAACAUUUAUUUUAACAAUGGCUUCCUAUAUUUUUUCCUGAGAAAAAAUUUCCUUAAAGAAAUUUAUCUGAAGGAUUUAAGUCCGAAGGAAUGACAUUUCAGUUGAAUAACUUGAUUAAUAUGGAAUUCUUUACAUUGUUUUAAUUUCUUUCACGUCUUCUCAAUUUGGUGGUCAUACAUCCUCACUCAUAGCUACUUUUUGAAAGGAUUCUUGCUGCAUUUUUUGCCCCUUGGGGUAACUUCAAAAGUCAGAGAACUGGGGUGUGCCAUUUUGAAACAUCAAAGCAUACCUUGAAAUGUAUAAAAAUUUCCAAAAACCAUACCCCAAAAUUUAGAUACAAUAUGAAGUGCAUCCGCUUAAAUUGAAUUCAAAAGUCCAUCAACUCGAUCAAGUGAAUGAAAACAUAUUACCUUUCGUUCAAGAAUGAUAUCCCCAAAUGAUUUAUUUUCUAAAGAAUCUUGAAUGGAUGGGGGGCCUUUUUGUCACUGUAAACCUUGUCUCUGUUUUUGUCCCUUGUCUCUGUUUUUGUCUUUAUUUCCAAACAAUAUUUCCUAUGAUGGAAAAAGGUUAAAACUUACCAUUUGAGAGCAUUAACUUGAGAGAUCACUGUAUGGUUUAUCAGGGUUGUAAGAAAAAAUUGUCUGACGAAAAUUAAUCAGAAAAAUGUUUAUUUGCUGUCAAUAAUUCUCCCGUUCCCUCUUAUAGUUUUUUGUAUGUUUACAUGUCUCACUAGGUUAGCAUAUAUUUUUGUUUGAAAUGAUUCAAAUUCUCCUAUUUUUUAUCGAAAAGAGCUGCUGAUGAAAACUAUAAACUGGUAGCUAUUAUGAAUGUUGCAGUUAUCAUUGAAUUAUCUUCUUCAUCCAAUCUUCAUCUCUGGUGCUCCAAGCCAUAUAAAGUCGAUCCUGUCAAAGAAAAGGGAGAACGUGUCCCCCCCCCACUCUUGCGCUGCUACUGGACAAACCAUGCCUUUAAAUGCACUAUGCUUAGUGAAAUCUACGCACUUAGAAAUUGUGACCUAUUUGAAACAAAUGACAUACUUUGGUGCAUUGAUUUCUUGACAUAGUGGAACAUUGCAGCAAAUCUUCGAAACAUUGCAUAAACCCUAACUUUACAAAAUUGCUUAAUCUUUUGCUUCUGUUCAUUGUUCUUUUAUUGAUACUCAAAUGUUCCUGCUUUAUUGCUUAUGUGUGUUUCAUUUAUUUCAUUCAUAGUUGAUUUGUCAAUGCGUUUGAAAGAAUUCUAAAACUUUGGAAGGCCUUUCAUAUUUCAACAUUAAAAUCGAUAAAACUGUGAGACCUUUUGAUAAAAGAAAGUUUGAAAAUAUUUCUUCGAACUAUCUCAAAAUCCAUUUCAAAAGCUGUUGCUGGCCAUUCCUAGACAGCAGCGGUUUUAGGGACUGCGGGGCCCGAGACCAAAAACAUCUGCGGCCCCUUGUUCUUUACAAUUUCUAUUUUUCCCCUUCUGGCUACCAUAAGGGCGGGACUUGGGGCCGUGACACCCCUGGACCCCCUUAAAAUCUCCACUGACUCAGAAUACCAUAUCUCUAAAACUAUUCUUGUCUCCAACCAUACUGGCUGCCUUAACUAAACACAUUCACGGUCGUCACAUCUCACAAAAUACCCUUCUUCGUCCCAGGAUAUUGCCGACAAAUAUUGUUAUUCGUCAUGAAAUCAUCAUGAUGAAAUCGUAUUUCUCUAAACAUUGAUUUUUGAAAUAAAUUUGGUGGGUGUUCUUUAAAAUAUUACCUGCAAUUUUCAAUUUUUAUAGAUAUUUUUAGCAAUCCUUUGUCACUGAAUUACAAUUGUCAAUUACACAACUAUUAGUGCUUUUUAGGCCCUUGCAGAAACUGGUGAGCCAUUCAACAUCUGCAGCUAUGCAACCAACUUCACUCUAGACAGCAUAUGCGGUAAAAAAAUUUGCAAAUAUAUUUCUUUGUUGUUCUACGUUGCCUUUCCUUAUUUCAAUUCUGAAAAAUGUUUCAGGGCAUAUAGAAAUUUGUAAAAUUAUUUUAAUAAAAUAUGUUGGACACAUGAACUAAAAAUGUUCAGAUUCUAGCAACUAUGGAUUGCCAGAAAGCAUGCAGGGAUUUUAAUCUAUUUGAACAGUCAACGAUGAGUUUUUUCUAGCCAAUUACGCCACUUAUAUAUUUCUAGCACAUUUUAACUUUACGAGCCAAUAUUUACAAAAAACAAUGUUUACAAAAUGUCUGUUGAAGUUGAAGUUAUUGGUCAUUAGAGAUAAAAAGCUUUUAUUCAAAUUGUCAAUGAACUGUCACUUAAUCUUAUCGGAGAAGUCUUUGCCUAGAUUCAUGUUAUCAUCAUUUGGUAGCUGAACAAUAACUUAAUGCUGGUACAAGCGAUUCACAGGAAAUUUGAUUACUUUUUUUCUAACUGCAUUGAACCAUAUUUGAUAUUUUAAAAAGCACCGAUUGCUUGGAAAGCUAACUUGAACAUCGGUACUAUAAUCAGGUUCUUCGUUGCUUUAUCGUAUUUCUUGGUUUAUCGCGAUAUUUGCAUGGCUUUAUAGAUAAGCUUUUGAAGACUGUUGUCGGGUUCUCCUAUAGCUGUCAAGCUUCUAAAUCUGUAUUGAACCAUCUUACAAAAUUAUCAACUAAGGCUGUUAUUGUUAGAAUACAUGUAAACCUUUUUGCGUAAUACGCGAAAAAGAGUAUUAGUUGUAAUAUGAACAAACGUGACUCAUAUGGUAUUAGGUCGCUAUCAUCAACGGGUCGGUAUUAUUAACAGAUCGGUAUCACAAUUUAAAUUUUGUACUUAUAGAAGAUAAGAAUAACGACGUUUGUUUAUCUGGUCGCCAUCAUGGAAGAUAUUCAUGUUUCGGACGGCCCUAACAACCUCCUUACAAGUCGAAGGUUCUAACGGAGUUACUCUUUGUAUGUGCAUUAGCUUUCGUUCUUUAAAUAAAUAGCUACCCCUUUAUACGAUUGUAUUUUAGACUACCAAAUUUAAACGUGAUAUCGUGCAUUCGACUUCGCAGCAUGUGUGCUCAAGUCCAGCACUGCCAGGUACGCAUGUUCUUUUGGCCAGUCUUCGUUUACAACUGGACCAAAAAAGGCAGGGAACAUAACCGCACUAUAAAAAUCCUUCACGAAUUCACUCCCAAGGCAAGGGCUUAUUCCGAGAAGAAAUCUCAUUAACUCUUUUUGAUAUAUUGAUUGAUGAUGUCAAACUUGUGUUGUAUGCUGGCGGUGUCGUUGUUAAGACGUAGGACUCACUUUCCAAAGACCGUGAGUUCUAGACCUACACCUACAAAUUGCCAUUAAGGAAAAAAUUUGUAAACGAAAAGAGAAGGCCGACGAUACCGAGAAGAGAAGACUUUCAUUUUUGUAUAAAGCAUUGGAUUGUCAUGAGCGUGGUGAAAUAGAUAUUGAAGACUUACUCUCAUGUUUGCGGGAGGAGGUGGCUACUCUCAUGUUUGCGGUAUGCCCAAAAGGCGAGAUUUAUUGCAAUAAAACGACUUCUAAAACUCUAGCUUUUCUUCUCAUUUCAAUUUGAUUGUUGUUAUGUCAAUACUUAUAUAUGCUUUAAGGCAUCCUGUUUUCAUUAUUUUCCAUCUUCUGCUCGUAUUUGAUUUUCAUGAAGAGGAUUAAUAGAAAUAUAUCAUUUGAAAUUGUUUGCAUUUCAGCGACAUGACGCUACUGCCUCCAUCAUAUUCUUCACGAUGUAUUUUCUUGGUAGACACCCACACGUUUUGCGAAAGGCUCAAGAAGAAAUUGAUAGUCUGGAGAAAUGGUCGUAUCCUGCCAGCUGGUUCCACAUUCGGAAUCUCAACUUUCUUUCUCCAUAAAAACCCAGAUUUUUGGGAUCAACUAGAAGAUUUCCUUCCAGUGGAUUCUUGAUUGAAAGUUCAAUCAAAUGCCGCCCGUUUGCAUAUGUACCAUUUUCAGCUGGUCCAAGAAACUGCAUAGGCCAAAGGUUUGCUUUAUUGGAGGAGAAAAUGUUGCUGUCAAACUUUCUGCGCCAUUAUGAUAUUACCUCGCUACAAGACCCGGAACAAAUCGAUAUGUCCGCUGAAACAAUUCUUGGUACACGGAAUGGUUUGUCUGUGAAAAUCUCUCAAAGAAUGGAAUUUUGAAGCAGCUUUGAUGUGUGCUUGAAACUGCUUGCAGAAAAUCUUGAUCUACAGUCGUAUCUAAACUGGCUUUUUUAAUUCAAGAGUUACUGAAAGACAAUGGUGUAGUGGAGGGGUAGCGCGGUAUAAUGCCUUUAUACUUCCUCAAAUGUUUGAGCUGCAGCGUUAUCUUCCUCAAACGUACCUAGACAAACAGUGGCGGUAUGUUUCUUAAAGAUUAGUACAAUACACCAAGCAAUUUUGAUCAAACAAUAUAGCAACUAAAUUCACGACAAUAUAAUGACUUUUGAUACUUGUUUCACCCUAGGUUCAAGUGAGUAUGAAGUUAAGGAAUGUCAUAUCAAGAUAUCCAUUUUUUGCACAUUUGCUUAUGUAGGCUGCGCAUGCGUAGUUCGGAGGACCUUUUGCUGAUGAUUGUAUGCAGCACCGUAUGAAGGUUAGAAUCAUAAGUAGGUCCCUAUUGUUUGAGAAUAGUAGGACAAACGGUAAUAUUCAUUAGAAAGAAAUGUUUUUCAAGUCUUUGGGGGGAGGCAUGAGCUCCCCUGAGAACAAUUUUAGUUACGGUGCUGGUUGUACGUGAACAGAAAACAGAACUAAUGAUUAUGGUGGAUGGGUUGCCCGCCUGUCUGUGUGGAGUUGUUUGUAAUCCUUUAAUGAAACUGGCUGCUCUGUAUUUGUUGUGUUUUAACCAUAUAUAGAAGUUUUAAAUAAAUUGCAUAAUUAGCAUAGUUCGUAAGCUAUGUGGGUUUUUUCAAAAAUGGAAAAAACGAGAAGGGAAAUACGUUUUGUAAAAUCAUGUCGACAUUCGUAAGUUUAAUUUUAUUGGUGACUUUGGUUAUACGAUAUAAGUUUUUACUGUAGGUGAGAAAGUAGUAAAACAGAAAAUUCAAAAGCUAAUACGAAUUCUCGAAGAAUUACACAAGGAAAGAAGAAAGGACGUUAAUACUGAGAUACAUAGAAUAUUACAUGACUGGAAACCCAUUAGAGAAGGUAUAAGACACUGUAGCACUUAGACAGCAGCGGAACAAUCUGUCAAGAAUGACAAGGGUUAAUAAAAAUAAAGAGUAGACAGGAAGGUGCUAAAAAAUUAAUACCAUCAACGAUCAACGAUCGAGCUGUGGCAACCGAUAGAAAAGAACAGUUGAAAUGGAACACAUCAUCAGCCAAAAAUUUUAGAGACCGUAGUUUUGAUAGAGAAACCUAGAUAAAUCCUUCUUGGAUCCAUGUCUGCCUGCGAUGAUUGCUUGCCUAUUGCUGAAUUCAGAUUCUUGUCUCUUUGGCUCUCAUUAUUUUUUUCUGACAUACAAACAGGGUUGCUGCUGUGACACAAAAAGCAAAAAGUUUUUUGUCCAAUAACCGAGUCUUUUGCCUUUAGUCCUUAGGGCAAAGAAAAAUACAGACUCAGCUUGGUCAAUCUAAAAGAGCAGCUUAAUACAUUGUCAAAAGCCUGCUGUCAAUUUACACGGACAAAGUCAAUUGUCAAGGAAACUUGUCAAGGAAGAACUGCUCCUGCAGGUGAAUGGUUCUCCAGACAAAGAUCAAUGCUUGAUAAACGAAACACUUGCAUAAAGAAAGUGAUUUGAAGUGAUAAGGACAACCACAUCAAACAUCAUCCAGCAGGUGCAAUGACAUAGGUUUGAUUGGUAAGCAUCGCAUGGUUUGUGUUAAGCAAGCUUCCGACUGAAUGGCAUCAGGCAUUUAAGCCUAUCCAAAAACAAGCAAUUUAUGAUCAUAUUGGUGAGUCGAUGAAUAUGUACAGUCUUUUCAUUGCAAUUCAAAAGCAUCUAACGAUAAUUGACCGCACAGAUCAGGGAAAGUUUGUUUUGUCUAGAUUUGCUCAACUAUAAUGACAACAAUGAUUUUCAUGGAAAAUGCAUACUGAUGAGACUACACAGCAGUAAAAUAUUUUUAGAAGAUAUUCAUGGCUGUUCAAAAGCAUUGAAAAUAUCAGUUUCGUGAAUAGUACUAGUUUUUGUCAUUAAAACUCAAUACCAAUGGAAGAAAUGUGUUGAUAUAAUUGUGCUGAUUUUCUACUUCUUACAUUGUAAAAAGGGACAUGUGCCUUAUAAAUAUUUCUUGAAUUGAACGGCAGGAGAUUUAUUUCUUUAUUCAAAACUUCUGAUGAACAUCUACAACUGUAUAUGCGUCAAGUCUGAUUCUUUCAUGUCUCCAAUACAUUUGAUUAUCAGCAACAUUUUUUUUUCUUGUUACGUAAAUGAAACAAUAGUGAAAAUACAAUAAGCAUCCUUUUUGUCACAAAAAAAUCGACAUGUGGUAAGAGAUAAAAAUCAAUGAUGUCACUUGCAGUUACUUAUCGGUGCCCAGUAGAUGCAAUCUUAAUGCAUUUAUAAAAACAUGUGAUGUGGCAUUAGCAUUUUCUAUCUUUUGAUGCUUCUGAUUUUGUUUCUGAUUGUGGAGCUGCCAGAAAAGAAAACAAAGUUUCUUUAAUUGAAAACAAUUGCAUCAAAUUAUGCUGCUUCACAGUUAAAUUAUCUCAAAAUUUUCUAUUCACUAGUCUGUUGCUCAAAUGAAUCAUUUUCAAAACUGUUUUGUUAAAGACCAAGCUAGGCUGCAAGCAAAAGUAUCAAUCUUUUAUUCAAAAUUUUUAAUUAUUCAUCAAAGUCUGUCAAAUAUCGUCAGCUGCUAAUCAUUUUGUAAGCAAUUUUUAUCCAUAGUUCUGUCUUCUGAAGAUUUUAUCGCAAACAUAUCAUCAUAUAUUGUCUGUUGUGUGCACGAGAAUAAGGCCAAGCUGACUUCGCCAAUUAACAAACAUUUGUACAAGAUAUCUGCUUGUUCGAUAACAACCCAGGUUUUUGUCAAAUUUGUAAAAAAAUCGUCUUUGAUAAUAGAAAUAAUGCCAGCCAAUCAAACAGGUGAAACUUUACAGUCUCAAAGGCAUAGAUACAACUUGAGGCAAUAGCAUGACUUAGUAAAUGACUGCCCGACAUAAAAAAGCAAAGACGAAAUCAGUUUCAAAGCAUAGCUGAAAGAGAAUUUCGCUGAGUAAGCUUGAUAGAAAUCUUACGGUGCUCGUGAAUCCGUAAACAAAAUUAGCAGGCUCGCCGUAGAUUAUUUUUCGUCAGAAAGUUCUAAUGUUCUUUUUUCAUCCAAAGUAUCUCUUCAUAUUAGGUUUUUGAGGGAAAAUUUAAUUGAAUGACUUUAAAUUGUUCAUCUGGAAAUAUAUUGUGGAAAUGCAUCUUAAGACUAAUGUUUGUACGCGUUUCAAACUUGCUUGAUACAGUUUAAUGUUGAUGACAUAUGACAUAUUGGCAAGUAGUACACUUGAUAUGUUCCCUUCACUCAAGGAGCUUUUAGCAACUUGAUAUGAGCACCUUGGAUACUUCAAGUCUGUCGGUGAAGUACAAUGUAUUAAUAGAUUAUGCCACUGGCUGACCACUUGUUGUUACGAAGCAUGAGUAGCUUCGUUUUAAUUGCCUUGAAUAGCCUUAUAAGCAUGAAAAAUAUCAUUUAGCAAAUCUGAACGGAUUAGAAAUUUAAUGAAUAGCUGGUUUGCAUUGAAAACAUUUUAUAGUUUUGAAGAGAUAAAUUUUUUGUUUCUUCGUACGAAAGUGUAAAUAUUGUGUUUCUUCAUAGUUUAAAAUAGCUAUCAAACAUUGCACAGUCUGCAAAACGACUUAGCGCACAUUCAUUCAUUGUUUGUGAUCAGCAAUGAGUGGUAUCGUGCUUUUAAUGGCGAUCACGUUACUGAUCUUCUUUCUUAUAUUCUCAUAAAAGUUUACAAACAAGGACGAUGCCACAGGGAGCAUGGAAAUACACAACAACUCUGUGACCAUUACAUUAAACAUGUUUUCUUCAAAUAAGAAUUACAUUUACGUUACAAAUAACACUUACAUUAAUAAAGUUAAACAAAAUACUGACAAAGUAAAAACAAAGAAAGCCAAAUUACAUAAGAGAGAAUAUUUCUAAAAGUACGUAUUGAAACCUUUCAAAGGUCUGAAUACAUUUGAAUGGUUUGUUUCAACCCAUAGGGUUGCAAUAUCGCCUUCACAUUGUCGAGAGAUCGCAUCUAUCUGUAUCAUAACACAGAAUAAAUCUCUAUUCUGUGAUCAUAAGCAUAGAAAAGCAACAGAAAGUGCUCCUUAUUCUCAAUACCAUGAUUUACUGGGCAUAAAGAAUUCACUGAAGCUAUGUUUGAAUUUGUGAAAAUUCAGCUUGUCAAGUCCAACAUGAAGUUGUGUUGAAGCUUAUAAACCUCAACCUUAUCAUGGCACACGCCACAGGGGGAAAAGGGACCAUUGUCACCCCACAUUUUUGUUAAUAAAAGACUAAAAUCAGCUGAAAGUAUUGACAUACAUAAACAUUUAGAUUACAUAAAAUACAAAGAACCAGAGCCAACAAAUAAAACCACGUCAGCAAGAUAAUUGCCAUAUUAACCGGGGCUUAAGAGGGGAAGAGGACACUUACUUUAAAUUUCUGACCCCUCGAGUUUAGGAUCAGUGGCGUGGGCUCUGAUUUUAGGAUCAGGGUCGCGACCACAAAAGAUCAUCAAAAGUAGCGAUUAGUGUAAUGCAAUACCAAGUAAUAUUGUUGAUAUGUACAACUACUACUGUCAGAAAUACCAACACAGCUUAAUAUUAUGUUGAAUUGCAGCUAAUAUUAUGUUGAAGAUGAUGAUCAAAUGCAUGCAUGUCCAGAUAAAUUAACAAAUUCUUUUAACAAGUGCCGCGUGUUUCAUACGCUGAGACGCUUUUCAGCUCAACAGGAAACAAGGAAGAGAUUUAUCUCUAACGGCAAAUGGUUCUAUUCUAAUGAAGAACUGAGCAUCUUAUGUAUUCAGGUUAUUAACGCCAGCUAGGUUGUACCUAGGUUGUCAUCACAAAAAAGUUGAGACAGCUGCUCAGAAAGUUUCACCUUUGUUUUCUUUGCAUUGUCCGAUUAACAAUAAGCUUUGAUGCAAAUACUUUGAAUUAUAAAGAGAACUACACUCACUUUUUGCCUUGUCUGUAUUACAAGUGCCUGCAGUUAGGAAGUCUAUGGACACUUUAUUUAGCAGACAGACUUUUAAACGCUUAGCAAAAUUUGCAAGUUUUUCAUGGGUUGGUGAUAGCUAAACUUCUAGGCGAGCAAGAAAUGAUCCGCUGAAUUCCACCGAAGCUCUUGUCAAAGAAGUUGCUUAACGCAAGUUUCAAUGCAAUCUUGAAUAGUACGGGAUUCUGUAAGACAACUUAAAGAUUUAUCAUACAUGAAAAAAGGCGCCCUAAGAUGUUUAUACUUCACGAGCUGGGUCAGAUGGGAGAUAAAAAGGAGCGAGAAAAUCUUUUUGCAACAGUAAAUGGAAAAAUUGAUCCUCGCAACAUGGUGGGAGAGAUAAAACUGUCAGAUUUCAGCAAAGUCAAGCAGAUUGAGCUCCUUUCUAAGGAAGAAGAUGAUAAUGUAGAUUUUCCAGACGACGUGCAAUUCUUGGACGAGAUAUCUUCAUCAGAAGAUCUCCUAGAUGGAAAUUAUAUUCAUCCUUCUGGCUCUUCAUACCAACUCUUGCAGCAGAAGGAAACUUCACCCUGUUUAAAUGGAUCGAGUAACUUGUCUCUGGAAGAUCAAGUAGAGCAAAAACUCAGGGAAGGAGACGGCAUCUCAUUAAAAGAUAAUGCUAAUUGUGUUGAUCGACAUGAAAAAAAUACCUCCUGCACUAAAAACAACAGAAAAGAAAUAACUGGAUACAGGAGGGCAGGAAAAAUGACACAAGUUUCAAAAGAGGUCGUUACUGGAAAGACAAAAGAGAACGGAGCAAAUGAAGAGGAUUUUGUCAAAGAAAACCAUUUACUUGAAUCAUUAGUUGAUUCCAAGAAGUGCCAGCCAACUGAAAAUUUCUUGGAAACAUCGAUAGGGAAACGAAAUGCACACAUAAACAGAUCGAUGAGGCUGAUUCUGAACGUCGGUGGAACGCUCUAUGAGACGUUUGAGAACACUCUCGCCGCUCACCCGGACACACUUCUUGGAGAUCCGGAACGACGCUUAAGAUUUUACAACCCGAGUAUCGAUCAAUAUGUUUUCAAAAGGCACAUAAUUUCAUUUGAUGCCAUUCUAUUCUAUUACCAAUCAAAAGGCAUUCUUUCAAAGCCACAAUACAUCGAUCAAACAGCAUUUGAAGAAGAGCUAGAAUUCUUCGAAAUAACAUCAAAGAGAGGAUCUCGCAGUAGAUUCGUCAAUCGGCGGUGGCAAAAGCCAUUGCGUUCAAUCUCGUUACGAAGAACACCGAGGAGGAUGCUGCACAACGUCUUCAACCGUCCAUUUUCCUCUACUUUGUCCUCAGUUAUUUCAUUUCUUACAAUUUUCGUAACAUUAGUUGCAACUGUAGUGUUUUGCAUUGAAACUCUGCCACGCUUUCGACAGCCUCAUGGCACGCACCUCGAAACAAAUGCCAGAUCAACAGUUGCUACUCAGAAUAAGCAUCGCAAAGUUUUGGUUGUGAUUGAGAUUGUUUGCAUUGGUUUCGUUACUUCCGAUUACCUCAUCAGGCUGAGUAUCGCCCGUGGCCGUUUGAGAUUUAUCAUUUCUCAUUUAGGAAUCAUUGACCUGAUGACUUUAGUCCCUUUUUAUCUAUCCUUAGCAUUAUCAAGUCCUAACAAUCCUAAACAAUUGCAAAAUUUUGUUGCCCUUUUACGACAGCUUCGCAUACUACAGGUUUUUCGGCUAGCGCGGUACAGUUACGGUUUUCGGGCACUUCUUCAUACUGUUUCAAAAAGCCUUUUACACCUUGGAUCGUUCAUAUUUGUGAUUCCAGUGAUGAGUAUGUUUUUCGCAUCAGUGUCAUACUUUGCUGAGGAUAAUUUCCACGACGAUUGCAUUCAUUCUUGCAAAAAGCUUCAAAGCAUAUCUGACUGGUUCUGGUACUCGGUAAUCACCAUUACGACUGUGGGAUACGGAGAUGUUUAUCCAAGAACCAUUCUUGGCAAACUAGUUGGCGCUAUUUGUGCUUUGUUUGGUGUUAUACUAUUUUGCUUGCUCACGCCAAUUAUCUUUCGGCACUUCGUCGAGAACUAUUACGUCAGAGAGCUUAUGUCCCAGAAUAUCAGUGCAGAAAAACGCAAGCUAGCAGAAAAAGUCAGGGAAAUGUAUUAUGAACAGUAUGAAGUUCUGUGACAUGUUACCAAUGACUAUCUUAGCGUGUAUUCUGUUACUCCUUAUUGCUUUGAUUGCAUGGUAUUCAUCUAUGAAGACUCUGUGUGCGAUUGCCGAGAAAGGUUUUGGUUGCAUUAGAAUCAAAUGACAAUUUUUCUCCACACUUCGCAGUAGCGCAAGCCAUGGAACGUAGUUGGCAUUUGCCACGAAUCAGCUAAUGCAUGAAACAACCCUAUAUACUAUGGGACCAAUCGCUAGUGGGCAAAGGAUGCAAUCCCUCUCCCAAAAAGCGUCCAUCCCCCCCCCCCAAAGAAGCUUUGAAUCCCUCUGUCCCGCUGACCUCAACGUAUAAAUAUUACAGAAAUCUACAAAAGUAAGUCCACUGAAAGGGCUAUUUCAUCGAGUAUUUUAUAACCAAGAAACAUAGCAAGGGGACAGUCCAAUUUUAAGAGCUAGACCUCAACAUAAACAUUAAGAACAUCAACAUCAACAAAAUCUUGUUUCUGUGCUCAAACUGCUCUAUCGGAAAAACAAUACAAUUGCAUUUUUAGGAGCUUUUAGCAGCAAAACCUAUUUCUAUUAGAGAGCGUUUUGGUUCUAAUACCACUAUCCGUACUCAAUAUCAGGCAGGGGCACAGUGGCUGGGGGAAGAGUGCUUUUCUUAGAGUACUAUAUUUGUCGGAAAAUUCAGGAAUUUUGCUAUCUUCCUUGCCUUUGUCCGAAAUCUUGCUAGUUUCUCCCCAACCCCCAACCCCUCCUUUUCUUAUAACAUCUAACAGUCAUCACGCUCUGCUCAAUAUGUGAUUGGAUGAAUGGGAAACUUUUGACAGAGAUACAAAUAAGACAUAAUUUACUAAAUGGCUUUGAAAAAGGCAAACAUUAUACAACAUACUAAAAGCUUUGUCGUCUGACACUCCUCAGGGCAAAAAACGUCAGAAUAAGGAUCCGAAAGAACACGAUGAAAAAUGAAUUCCCAGUUGUGGAUAUAUAUCCUUUGUGCUUGCGUUUUUCUGAUUGGCCUUUUUCGAUCCACAACUGGGUAUAUAUUUUUCAUCGUGUUCUUUCGGACCCUUAAUCUGACGUUUUAUGCUCUGAGGAGUGUCAGACAAAAGAGCUUCAAAGCCAUUUUCAAAUUCUGUACCGCAAAAAAAUUGUUCAAAUAAUUUACUCUGAGCACACCAAAUCAUCAUGACAUUACAAGUCAAAAAUUUGCUUGUUAAGGGAUGAUGAAGCUCUGGCAAAACAGCCCUGAAAAUUUUAACAUUUAAAUUUUGAAUGACAUCCUAUCAUGAAUCUAUUAAAUUCUCAUCCGUUUUUCCAACCAGCUACAUCAAAAUCCUGAUAUUGAUCUUAGAUACUUAACUCCUCUAAGAAGGUUUUAAUUGGAGUUUGCUGUUGUAGACAGUUCAAAAUCAUUGAAGAGAUAUAAUAAUUCUCAGAUAUCUUAAACUAUAAGUGAUUCCAAGCCAUUUCAAGAAAUCUUUUGAUUCUCUUAUCCACCACACUAAAUUUAUUCGUUCUGGUGUCCAAGCAAGUCCACUGGGAAAAUAAACAGGCCUCCGGUAAUCUUCAAAAUGCUUCGUUGCUAUUUCGAUCAUCAGCCCUAUGAAGGCGGUGGAUUUCGCAGCUGCAUCCUGUUUUUAUUCUAUUUGCCUGCGUCACAGACAGAAUCGUUUGCAUAUGUCCAUACUUAAUCAUUCCGGUGACGCAGGAACCAAAGAAACUAUUCUCUCUCUUAUAAAAACCAGAUAAUUUUUGCCGUGGGUCGAAUUUCUUAUUUUUUGGAAAAUUUGAGGCUUGGGUGUUCUUAAUCGUUCCUUGUUUCGAGGCUUGGGUGUUCUUAAUCGUUUCUUGUUUCAACAUGGAUUUUUUUACAUACACAUGCUAUAAAUGCGAGGAUGGCUGGCUCAGUAGUUAGGAUUGUUGACCAGGUGUAAGGGUCUGGUGACCGUGUCCUUUACAUGAUCAAAUUUCAGCUAAAAAUGAGGACGAGGUGUUGACACAUCGAAAGGAUGGACUAAAACACUGCUCGAUAAGGAUAGCUCUUUAGGCUCCUAAUACUACCGUCAGAUGCUUGGGGAAAACAAAUGCAAAAAUUCAAAAAAUAUCGUUUCUAUGGCCAGUAACAUGCCAUAUUAGUUCUGCAAGAACUUUUUAGUAGCGCAGGUGAUUAGCUGAUAAAAUCUCCUAAGUUUUGUAAUCAUGAAAGAAAAUUGUUUUUUUCUAAUUUUCAUCUAAGGUUGGGCAUGUUCCUAUGUUGUUCUUAGUUUAUUCGGGAAAUCGAGCCUCUGUGUUCCUAUAACGUGUGUUCUUAUAAAAAGAAAGAGUGUAAAGGUAGCCAAGGAAAGCCAGGGCAUUAUAGAUAUGAAGGCAAAGUACUUACUGGGGUCACCUGCCAGUGGCGGAUAUUCAUUUUUCAGGUGAGGUGGAGGAGGGGCAAUGCCAACAAAAACAUCAACCUGCACUUCCAUCUUAUUUUCAGAAAAUCUUAAUCCAAUUACGUAUCACUGUUUCAUUAACGUAAGGGAAAAAGUCACUAAUAAAUUAACUGGAUUCUGGGAAGUUCUAUGAACACCUGAGCACUUGUCAGAGUCGUUGUACUACAAUUGAUCACAAUUAAAGCUCAGAGCUAAAGAAACAAGGGCGGUCACGAUAGGGGGUACAUGGGGACCACAACCCUCUUCUCAAACAAGGGUCUGACAGAAAAUCGCCGAUAUCGUUAGUGAAUCUAACAAAUCUUUACCUAACCUAGAAGUCGGCUCUCACUAAGGCCACACCCAAACAAUGUCACGUGUUUCAAGUCAGCAAAUUUUUCUUAAUAAUCAAUGUUCAGGAAAAUUGUCCACAAUGUUAGGAACUGCGACCUAACAAUGUCGUUUAAUGAUAACGUAAUGUUUAAGAUGUAAAGUUGAUUUCCAGCAUAUAUUAGAACAAGGGCAUUAUUCCGGUUCUCUGUUCAUCAUUAUCUGUCCGUUGAACUUUAGAAUUUCAGUUGCUAUAAAGAAAGAAACAAACAGACAUCUACUUGACAAGGAAUUGGCAAGAAGAUAGAUUGCUUUGUAUACUCUUGCUUCCUUGUAUACUCCCGCUUCCUUGUCUCACUAAGGGACAAUUAAGUCUCAAUAACUUUACAGCCUCCGCCCAUCCGUAAUUUUCUCCUCUGUCCCUGAAAAAGGAAUCAGACGGCUCAUUGCCUGAUAAAGAGACAAGAGGCAUUGCGUUACACUUGAGAUUUGGUUUUCUUGCUUGUUUGGGAAUGCUUACGUUUUUUUUGUUUUAAUGAAAAAGUAACUACCUUUUUCCAUUCCCAAGUCUCGAAUUUCUUCCUGCAGUAAAUGGUCCAGAACGGAAUAGUUUUGUUGUUAUUGAAAGCUCUUUUUAUUUCUUGGAUAAAUGGAAUUCAAAACAAGAGAUUUUAUGCUUUUUGCAGAAUAAGAGUCUCCUUUUUGAAAUUCUUUGGUGCAGGUAUAUCGAUGCAUAACCACAUGAGCGAUUUUCCCCCUUUCGUUGAAUGAGUUCUCAAGAGUGAAAUUGUAUAGAACCUACGAAUCCUUGUGUGAUGUUCGUGCUGAAGUCAAUGUUGUAUUUAUUCAUAAUCAACAUCCAUUCACCAAAUGCAAAUUGGCAAAGUGACGAUGGAACGAAAAGGAUAUCCACGAAUAAAAGAUUGGUUAUAAAAGAUUGGACAAUCGCCACUCAAAGCUGUAUUUAUGCCGAAAUCUGUUUCAUCGUAUCGUAUUAUAUGCAGUGCAUGGUUUGUUUUUCACACGUUUUGGCUCGACGUUAGUAAACUUCUUUACGAAUCGAGACUAAGGUGAGUUACUUCAUCAUCAAAUAAAUAUAGAAAUCAAUUUGUUACGUUCAAAGUCAAGGUACCAAAAAUGUGUCCCUACCAUGAAAGGAUUUCACAUACAAUAAUUGAAACGUAAAGUUUGCCCGCAACAGAAUAUAGCUGACAAACAUCGAGCAAAAUAUCGAGGGACAAAUCAUUCCAUGGAGAUCUCGUAAAUUUUUGGUAGAAAUACUUUUGUUUUAUCAGAAAAUCCAUAGAGAUUCUUUUGCUUUGGUAAAAAUUUUGUAGGGUAUUGCCAAGAAUGAAUUGCCCCACGCAAAAAAUUGAGAAUGGGAGAAGGGAGUAGCACGCUGAACGCUGUGAAUGGAUGCUAGAAAUUGCUUCACGAAAUUUUGCCUUCAUAUUGUAUGGCCCACUUAUCGAAGCAUUUCAGUUUAAAUGUUGUAUUGCUUAUUGUGGUAAGUAAAAUAAAUUUUGGCAAGUCGUAUAUACCAUAUUUCCUCGAAAGAGCGCCUCUCCUAAAGGAAAUAUUUUUAAAUGAGCGCCCUCUCGAAAAGAGAAUGAAAACAAUACAAACCGAACCACUCAAAUAAAACAUGUUAUAUCAACUAAACCAUUGAAAAAUGUAUUGGAAAUCUGGCUGCAGGCAUAUUUUCUACAAAGAAAUCUUAAAUGGUUAGAAAGUUCCUUCCUUUUCUUCAAUUCUGCUUGUAAUAUAACGGCAAUCUUUUUUCUUUGUGUGUGCCGUAUAUCGAGCGGGAAUUGGUUAUUCGAGCCAACUUCGCGCUUUCGUCUACCAGUGACGUGGGCUUUGAAGAAGUUGUCUUCUUGUUGCUUGAGAAAAUAAUCUAGAACCCUUGAAAGUUCUAUUGGCAAAUGUUCGAUUAAUGUUCCAACUGCUUUACAUCUGUGAGUGUUUUUUUUUAAACUGUACCAAAUCAGCAAAUCAAACAUAGCAAAAAAUCUUAUUUUUGGUCAUAAUUUUACAAUUUUGGGCCUUUAGUGUUAAAAAUUAAACAUUUGGACUAAAGAUUAAAUAGAAAGGAAUGUAUGAAAUUUAUAGGAGCUUAUCAGGAAUAAAUACUCCAAAUCUGCUAAUUAUCGAUGAUUUUAAUUAUGUCUGGACCCUAUACAUGAAUAACUUCCUUUUUUUAUGGUUUGUACUGAGUUGAUAAAAACUAGUUUUCAUAAAUCUUGACUCAGGAGCACUGCAGGCUGCGAAAAAUCCUAAGGAAGACUAGCCAAAGAACAUACACCUAAUGUAUGGUUGUCAUAAUUCAAUGCUUCUUGGCGAUUAUUAUUCUUGAUUGACAAAGUUUCAUUCAGCCUCGGAGUCCAGCUGCCUUUGUAAACGUGAUGCCCCUUAUUGCUGCACUGAACUUUUACCUUGUAAUCAAUGGUAAAACUAGAAGUUAUCGCUGUAGCACGAGCCAUUUCUUGCAAGAUGAAAGUAGUUGCUGCUUAUUUAAACCUUGAUUCUGUUUGGAAUUGUUUGGAAGGCUAGUUGCCACGUAAUUACAUCAGUCUCAUCACCACGUGUUACCCUCUCACAGUCACAGUGGAAACUUUACACCUCAGACCCCUGGGUCUUACCACAGGGGGCCAUAGAGUUUUUGUAAAGACAGCUGCGUAGUUUGACACAGAUUACAUAUCAUCGUAGCGGUUAGCCUGCUGUUUCUACUGUUAUGACCGGGCAGAUAUGAACUAUGGUUUAUUCAAUAUAUGUCGCUGAAUGGACGAUAUCUGUUGCUGCAAACAAACCAGGGUGAGGAUCAUGAUUGUCACUUACCGCCAGAAACUGUUUGGAAAAGUAGAGCAUCUCAUCCAACUUCGGGGUCGGGUUAUGUUCAAGAGGUUUAUAACGAAUGGUAUUGGGAAGUCCCUUCAUAAAUUGACGGGAUAGCAAGGCAGGGAUGGCAGCUUCUUCCAAAGUCGGAUCCGCCUUUUUCAGCAAUUCCUGAAGAGACCACAGAAAAACACUAGGAUCCUCACCACUACGCAAAACACGUUCUUCAAAUUCACGUCCUACAGCCUUCUCGUCCAACAGCAGGACACAAGAGAGUGUGGAGACUGGUUACCAAAUGUUCAGACGUAUCCUUUUCAUCAUCGGAAAGAGUAUGAAAAAACGUAGCAGCCAACCCUCGCAAAAAUGCAGACAGCUUUUGCAACCUUUGUGGAGGCACAACAAUUAAAUUGGCAAAGCCAAGUUGGGAAAUCACCAGAAUCAAACUUUUCUGGCAAAAUGCUACUCGCCAUUGCUUUCACCUCUGUCACCAAUUUGCUUUGACCGGGCAGAAACGGACAACAUAAACAGACGUGUCUCUAGUACAUAUUCCAAUUCUCUAAUAACCGAACUAUCACGGCUUUCCAAUUUAUUGAUAAACAUGACAUGUCAUCACAUGACGAGCACAAGAAAUACGUUAUUAAUUAGCAUUGCCUAAUGACACCAUUAGAAAACACAUUAUUUUACAGAUGUGACAUUUCACAUGACAUCAAAUGCGCACUGUCAGCUCCCUUGUUGGUAAUUCAUGUUGGUGUCAAGACACUGUAAUAACUUGAAAAUACUUUCGUUUUAUCUUUAAUUCGUCAAAAUUUCAUCAUGGUAUCAGAAAUGAUAAAGCAGUAACUGAUAUGAUGUCUCAUAAAGGUAUGAAAGUGAAGAGUCAUUCUAUAGAGUUCAAAUAAAACGCACAGUAGAAAUUCAAGUUUGCCCCAAGCAAUAUCUACAACAUGAAAGAAGCGCCCGUGUGGGAAGACAUGGUGGCGAUGACAACAGUCAAUAAAAGUUGCGGCCAAGGACGUCCUUGUGCGAUCAGCAGGGCACGAAAAGGCCAGGGUAACGGUUUGCUUGACUGCCAAUGCAGAUGGAACCAAAUUAAAACCUUUUAUUGUUUUUAAGAGGGCUAAACGAGAGGCAGCCAGAUUGAACAACGAAUUUAGGGGCCGAUGCGUUCAAGUAUCAUCUGCUGAUGGAUGAACACUGAACUGACGCUGCAGAACAAUCAGACCAUUUUUGGGCUCGUUUUCGUCUGGAAAACGACUUUUAGCAUAGGACAGCUUUGUGUGCCAUAUUCAGUCAGCCGUCUAUGCUAAUUUAAAAUUAAGGGGUUUUGAAGGACCAGUUGUCUCAUGGAACAAGCAAUUUAAAGCAAAAGUGAGCCAGCAUUAUGACGAAUGGCUUUCGAUUGUUGGAAUUCACCAAGUCACUGACGUUGGCAAUCUGAAAUCGCCGACGCAACAAGCUGUUGUCGAGUGGAUCGUUAAUGCAUGGGCAAGCUUAGAUAGCGCGAUUGUUUCGAAGUCUUUUGAAGUCUGUGGCCUGAAUCUUGCGGUUGAUGGGAAAAAAGACGGCUAGCAUGAUUGCCUGAAAAAGGGUGCAUCAUGCUAUGCAGGUCUUGAGAUAUUCCAGCAACAAUUAUCAAUUUUAAAUGAACCAGACUUCAAUCCGUUUAAAAGGCUGGUUUCAGAAGAGGAUAUUGCUGACGCAACAUCAAAAUUCAAGCUUAUAGACAUCGAUGAAGAGGACAAAAUUGACAUUGUUUUGUGAAACUUGCUUUUAUAUUGCAUUGCAGCAAUUAUAUUUCCACAUGGUUUUUUGACUGAUCCCCUUUUCCUUGUAUUUCCUAUUUCUUCAUGUUGCGUUUAUGUGUCUACUCACAACUAUAGGGAAAGAUUGGGUCUGUAUGUCUACCAAAUAAAAUAAGCGCCCCAAAAAGGCAGUUUUGUAAAUGAGUGCCCCUUUGAAAGAGCGCCCCCUCGAAAGAAUGCCUCCCCCAAAGGCAGAUUUCAAAGGCGAGGAUAUGUUUCUUUGCUUAAGUACCGUAUUUCGAGGAAAUACUGUACUUAAGCAAAGAAACAUAUCCUCACAGAAACUUGAGCAACGCUAAUUUUCUAUUUUCAUUAUGCUUUUAGUUAACAGAAUGUUGAUAAGACUCCAUAAAUUAAAGUACGAAAUAUGAGAAUGAACAAUACAAGAUUUGGCUUCCUGUCCCUCAGUGAUAACUUGCAUUUGUUUUUUCUGUGCAACGGUUGCGUUACGCAGACAAUACAAAUUCUAGAAGAUCGAAUUAAUGAAAAUAACUGAUUAUCGGUCACUCAUAUAGUGCUCCAUUCAAUAUAGUCCGAGCUGUACAUGCUUCUAGAUCUAGAGUAUUCUAGAGUAAAGGACAGGAUGUAGUUUCUCUGUUUGUGGUCCUCUGAUUUCUCUGAUUAUGGAGGUUUCUGUUCUUGGCACUUUUUGAAAUGAAAUGUUUGAAAAUUCAUUUCAGAUUUUUUGCUCCAAUAUUCGUCCAAACGAUUCUAAUAUUGAUAUUCAUCAAUCAUUUGCUAUUUGACGAUAACGAUGUUCGAGGUAUCUCGUGUACGGUACAGAGAUUGAUCUUACUUGCAAUACUUGCAUUAAAUGUCUUCAGCAUUUUCUCGUGUAAUGUGUACUUGGUUUUCCCAAAAAGAUCAACGUACCUGACUUUCUAUGUAUCACGUAUUGACAGACAAUUUCCAAGUUGAAAAAUGGACGAUAUUCGCAUAAAAUUAUACAUUCUUAGAGACAGCAAUAUUUGUAUUUGGAGAUUCUAUCAAUAAACCUAAAAAGCCAAACUUUCAAUGCCUAUUUUCAUUUCCAAUGAACAUUGGCUGUCUUUUAGACACAGUUCCUUUUUUUGUUUUGAUCCGUUUUGUCUGGUAAAAGGUUACAAUAAAACAUUACUGCCUGCUACUAACAAACAACUGUACAAUGAUGCAAAAACGAUACUACAUAAGGCAAAAAGAUGUGUUUUGAACCUUGCAGCUAUCAAUUGAAGUUAAAAACUUACUUCAGCUGGUUUUAAACCAGCUGUCCAGUGAAACUGCUGACAAAUAAUAUAUUGAGGGAAUUCUGCAUGGUAACAGCUUUUCUAACAAAUAUGUGUUUUCAACAAAGACUUCCAAAGACCCGUGACUUUGGCAGGAAAAGCAGCAAUAAAAUUUGAUGGAAUGAAAGCAUGGAUCUUUUUUCCAACACUUUAUAACCCAAACAGACUAACAGAAAACCGGAAAUAUGAUUUAGACGCAGAUAACGGUAAUUCAUAUUUACGGACUUAUCAUAAUUUUUAGACUCUUU